UCCUCGCGUGGUUUGUUUCAUCGACGUGCGCCUUAAGUGAGAGUGAAGAGGAAUUGGUGCCGCUAUCAUUGGUCAAACCCGAUGAAAUCGAUAUAACCGGUAAAAUUUCUUUCGUAGAAAGAAGAAAGUACCAGCGACGAUUUCGGCGUGUUGGUCGGUGAAGAAACGCGAUCGAUUGUGCGGUAUAUUUCGGCGUUUUUUUUUUUACUUCUUCUUUAAUUGAAAUUUUGGUGUAUGGACGUUUUUUUUUAAGAUGAAAUUUAUUUUUGCCAUAGUCUGCAUCAGUGCAUACUUUUCCAUAAAGAUAGCACAUGGGUCUGCCAUAGGUUCGCCAUUCUACCCUUUAAAACCUGAGGAUCUAUCUGAGGGCGAAGUUAAGGAGCUUGAGUACUUACAAGAGUACUAUCAGAGACCAAAACGCUCACUAGGCUCAGCCACUGGAUCUGCCAAAAUAAUUAUCCAACUUAAGUCAGCAGCGAUCAUGGGCACCAAAAAGAAAAUCGUUCAACUGUUCACUGGAUCGAUCGGGGGUACAGCAAAAGCAUCUACUGGAGCUGUAGCAAACACCAUAGGGGGCGUCUCUAUGCUCAAAUCAGCUCUGGCUACUGAAGCCAUCAAGAACCUUGGCAACAUUGCUAAGGCAUCCACUGGACUAGCCACUGGAGCUGUUUCUGGAUCAGCCAAUGCAAUAAACCAGCUUAAACACGCAGCUUUAGGCAGUAUAGGAUCCAUCGCUUUAGGAUCUGCUAGGCAUGCGGCUCAGUCUAGCUCAGGAACGGUACAAGGCUCAGCAAAAGCAAUCAGUCAACUGAAAAGUGCUGUCCUGAGCCAAAUAACUAAGCAAUUGGGUCAAGUUGCUACUGGUUCAGCUCAAUUUGCAGCAGGAGCUUCACAAGCCUCCGUGGGGGCCGUAGCAUCAUCAUCCAAUGCUCUUCACUCGCUCAAAAAAAGUUUAUUAGCGCAACUUACCAACAAAAUUGGUCAAGCAUCGAGUGCUUCUAGCUCAGUAGUAUCAGCAAGUUCCUCCACCUUGAAUACAGCAAAACAAUCUGUCGCUAAUCAUUUAAUAAAUACCGUGGGACAAAUAGCUAGUGGGUCAACAAAAGCGAUUACCGGAGCCUCAACGAGCAUCAACUCCAAAAUCGAAAAAGUCUCGGGAGAUUUUGCUGUAGGUCGUGCCGAAGUGGCAAACCAUCUUAAGACAGCUAUCGUAGCUGGUACCAAGCAGAAGCUAGGUGAAGCUGCUAGUGGAUUAGCUGGUGCCAUCACUGGAGCAGUCGGCUCAGCUUCGGCUGGAAUCGGCCAAAUAGCUCGAGGAGCAUUCGUGGAGUCCUCGAAUCUUCUAAACAAAGCUAAGCAUGCGGUGGUCGAGGAAUCCCAAAGGAAGUUUGGUAACGUUUUAAGUGCCGCAGCUGGUGCAAGCGGUCAGCUAAGUCAAGGAUCAACCGCAGCCCUUCAAGGAUCCGCCAAUGGGGUGCAUCAACUUAAGUCCGCAUUGCUUAGAAGUAUAACUAAUCAAAUUGGGUAUGUGGCUAAGGGAUCUGCUAGUGCCUUAGGAGGAGCCAGCAGUCAAGCCACUCAAGGCGCUCAAACAGUUUUGCACCAAUUAAAAAAUACUUUAUUAAGCCAGUUAAGUAAGAAAAUCGGUUAUUUGGCCCAAGGUUCUGUGGCAGCAGCUGCAGGGGCUUCUAGAGGUGCCGGGUCUAUUGUAACUGGAUCAGCCACGGCACUACACCAGUUAAAAUCAGCUGCAUUAUCUCAACUAGCUAACUUGUCUAAAGGGUCGGCAAGUGCUGCCACUGCAGCCAUUGGGCAAGCUUCUAAAGGUUCACAAGCAGCUAUAUCUGGAUCGGCUAGUGCACUGCAUAAAAUUAAAUCAGCUGCCUUAUCUCAAGUAAGUGAAGCUUCCAAGAGUACUCAAUCAAGCAUUUCGGGAUCAGCAAAAGGGAUACAACAAUUAAAAGCAUCAGCUCUUGCUUAUCUGACUAAUCAAAUAGGACAACUGGCCAAAGGCUCAUCGUCUGCUAUUGGGCAAGCUUCAAGUAACACCCAAUCAACCGUAACUGGAUCGGCCAAAGCAAUUCACCAAAUAAAAUCAACCCUGGCAUCGAAUAUUGCCAAUGGCUUGUCCAGUGCCAGCAGUAAUGCCGUAAGCUCUAUAGGAAAUGGAGUUGCUGGAUCAGGGAAAUUUAUUUGGCAACUAAAGACUGCCGCAGUAGGACAACUUCAAGAAGGCGUCUCGCUGUUCGCUGAAGCUUCUGCUGACGCUUCAGCCGGAGCUUCACGGUUUGCCCUUAAUAAAUUUAGUGGGAAACAGAGUUCCGAAGGUAACAAUCCUUCGAGAAAAAGAAGAAGUGUGGAGCCAGGGAUGGAUCGCCACGCCGAUUUAGACGAAGUAGACAAAGAUUUACCGAAACGUUCUGAGUCAGAAUGGCCGAGCGGCUCAGGGGGCUCAGGAGACAUCAUUACCUCCCUUAAGACGGCGAUCGUAAAAGGGCUGAAGCAGAAACUGGUGCAGGUGGCCAAAGGGUCUGCUGGGGCGGUAGCUGGUGCCUCCGCUGGUUUUAGUAAAGGCAGCUUCGGAGGAGACUCCAAGAGUUAUCAUCAUAGUCACUCCUAUGGACCACCCUCGCACGAGGAGCCACCAGAAGAGCACGACAAAGGUAUAGACGUGUGGGAUUUUAAAAAAUCGGUACUAAACACCCUGCUGCAGGCGGUAAAAGCGAUAAAGGGCGGCGUACUGGCGAUUAAAGGGCAACUUAUUAAGGGCAGCGGUUACGUGGUGUCCGGGGGCGGUAAACUAAUCGCCGCCUCCGGUGAUAAAGUCACCAAGUUGGGCAAGAAUAUUAUUAAUAAUGCGAUUUUAAUUCCGCCCAGUAAAGGACAUUACACGCACGAAUACUCCAGUGGAUAUUCGUCACCGGGCGCACCCUCGGUUUCCUACGACGGCCCCUCAUCUUCAGGUCACGGAUAUGAAAGUCAUUACGAACAAGCCCAUGACCAACCGCCAAGCGGAGGACACGCCGGAAUACUAAUACUGCGAAAAAUGCCGACGACACACGACAAGUACCACUCCUCACACUCCCACAUCGCCGAAAGCGCGGUACCUCCCUUCAAAUCCCUCCCAGCGAGUGGACCCACCUUCGGAACAGUUGUAGGCAAGUUUUUCACCGCUUCCACCUCCCUAAGCCCUUCAGCACCUUCACCAUUUAGCGAUAGUGACUUUCAUCACCAAGACGUUUCUCAUUCUCAUCACCAACAACUGGCCGAGGAGAGUCACGGGUACCUGAGUCCACCCAAUCCUCCCCAUUAUGAGGCACCCGUUGAUCCUCCCAUUAGUUAUCAACAUCAACUGAUUAAGGAACAUAAGGAACCAACUGGUUUCAGCCAAAGUCUUAACACUAAUUACGGAUUCACUAGUCAGCAGAAUGAUUAUUUAGGACAGGCAUCCAAUGCUAAUGAAGUGAAACUGACUAAAGGUGAGAUCUUGGACCAUUUCGAGGGUCCUCCCACGAUAGCCAGCUCGCAAGUUCAAAUCCCACACGAUGCCCCUGAAAGUUUACAAGUGCUAAGAGGCUCCAGGGCUACCGAGAGUCACACCCUGGGUCCCCCUUUAAAUUCGGAACUUUUGCACAAAAAUCCAUCCAAACAGAACCCUCUUAGAAACGCUCUUAAUUUCGAAAAAACUCUCCCCGUUUCUGAUCAACAACCAUUCGCUCCGAAACCCACUGAUCUUUUACAAAACUUCUUGCCGCACGAGGACCCUCCGGUAUCGUUCACGUCCAGCCAGGAGCUCUCCAACGAAAUUUCCAGCAAAGAAAACUAUAUGAAAUUCUUGGAAAGUUUCCCCCCGCGCAAAUCUAAGCCCACUUAUAGCUUCAGACCUCCCGGUUCCGCGUCAUAUUCCUCCCAAAGGUAUCGGGGAGUAGACUCGAAAGCCAGACGGCCGGCGCACUCGCCCGAUCUAAACGUUGUUAGGUCGGUAUCUUAUCAGAUUACCCCCAACGGAGUUAAAAGACUACACUGAGGACUCAAACGAGCUUAAGCAGCAGUACGUUCAGCAGCUGGAUUACCCGUAUUUUUAGUAACUUGUCAAAUAUACGAACUGUCUUUCAAAUAGUAGGAAUUUUUUAUAGGUUAGGUCAGUAUUUGUGAGUCACUAGCAAUUAUAGUCAAUGAAUAAUAGUAGUUUAUAAUAUAGUGAUCUGUAAAGGAGUGAUCUUAGUAUAGGUAAAAUAUAUUUUUUUUUAUCUUUUGUAUUUAAUUAAUUAAUUAAUUUAUUUUUUAUUGUUUAUAGGACUGUUAAAUUUAAAAAAAUGUUGUAAUAAAAAGCCAAAAAAUUUA
This is a messenger RNA of Anthonomus grandis grandis, 4344 nucleotides long. RefSeq lists its product as uncharacterized. The transcript has 8 exons. The record is from RefSeq and is a predicted model, not a curated record. Lineage: Eukaryota; Metazoa; Arthropoda; Insecta; Coleoptera; Curculionidae. Bases 254 to 4027 code for a protein of 1257 amino acids.